Messenger RNA from Xiphophorus maculatus (southern platyfish), 992 nucleotides. RefSeq names its product isoamyl acetate hydrolyzing esterase 1 (putative) (gene iah1). The transcript is spliced from 6 exons. Lineage: Eukaryota; Metazoa; Chordata; Actinopteri; Cyprinodontiformes; Poeciliidae. Gene Ontology annotation, molecular function: hydrolase activity, acting on ester bonds. Bases 44 to 772 code for a protein of 242 amino acids. The record is from RefSeq and is a predicted model, not a curated record.
CCCUCAUAGAGGAAGAAGAAAAUAAACGGAGGAGCUUUGAAUCAUGUCUAAGUUCAGCACAGUAAUUUGGCCUAAAGUCGUUUUAUUUGGUGACUCCAUCACACAGUUUUCCUUUCAACCCAAUGGAUGGGGAGCAGAAACUGCAAAUAAACUUGCAAGGAAAUGUGAUGUUGUGAACAGAGGAUUGUCUGGCUAUAACUCCAGAUGGGCAAAGAUCGUCCUUCCUCGCCUCAUCAGCAGCCAGAAUCCAGCAGAAAAUAACAUAGCAGCUGUUACCGUAUUCUUUGGAGCGAACGAUGCUUCGCUGGAAGAUAAGAACCCACAGCAGCACGUCCCUCUAAAGGAGUAUUCAGACAACCUGAAGGAGAUCAGCAGGUUUCUGACCUCAGCUGGUGUUCCAGCAGACAAAGUAAUCUUUAUCACUCCUCCUCCGAUUCACGAGCCGGCCUGGGAGAAGGAGUGCGUCCUCAAAGGAUGUCCUCUAAAUCGGCACAACUCGGUGGCAGGACAGUACGCUCAGGCAUGUGUUCAGGCGGCUGGUCAGUGCGGGUCGGACGUCCUGGACCUCUGGACGCUCAUGCAGAAAGACGGACAAGACUUCACCGCCUACCUGUCAGAUGGGCUGCACCUCUCAGAGAAGGGAAACCAGUUUGUGGCGCAGCAUCUCUGGAGCAUACUGGAGAGCCGUGUGGCUCAUUUGCCCUUCAUUCUGCCUUACUGGGGAGACGUGGAGACCAGUAGCCCAGAGAGCAGCCUCCUCUGCAACUCAUGAAGCAGAGAACGUCUGGAAAAGCUUAAAAACAAGCAGUGGACUUUAGAAUGAUCAAAGUAUUAGCUAAUAUCUUUGGAUUUACAGCAAGUGGAAUCAAAACUCUACUGUGAAGUAUUAGCACCGGGGGAGGAUUCAGAAAUUUGUAGAUUAAUCUCAGAAAUUUUCUAGAAAAAAAAAAAUUUUUUGAGUUGCAAAUUUGUUUAGAAAAAAUCAGAAACUG